AUGGCCGGCCAUCACGAUGACGACGAACUCGGUGCAGGCAACCUCUUCUCAGACCCAGAGGGCUUCUACCCCGAGGACGAACAGCCCACCUUCGCAGAGUACCAGAUGCUUUCGGGCCAGACAAUACGCGUGCGCCUAGUCGGCAGCCAUCCUCUCUACGGUAACAUGCUCUGGAACGCCGGCCGCGUAAGCGCCCAAUACCUGGAACAAAACGCGGCCCGCCUCGUCGCAAACAAGAACGUACUCGAAAUCGGCGCUGCGGCGGGCGUGCCCAGUAUCAUUGCUGCAAUUAAGGGGGCGCGCACAGUCGUUAUGACGGAUUACUCUGAUCCAGAUCUGGUGGAUAAUAUGCGUCGAAACGCGGUUGCCGCCGCACCCAUGAUUCCGGAAGGAUCGCAAUUACAUGUCGCGGGAUAUAAAUGGGGGGCGGAUAUUGACGAGCUCAUUUCGUUCCUGCCGGAAGAUAGUACAAAGGCGUUUGACACAUUGAUCAUGGCGGAUGUGGUGUAUAGUCAUCGCGAGCAUCCCAAUCUCAUCAAGACGAUGCAGGAGACAUUGAAAAAGUCCAAGGAUGCCGUGGCAUUGGUUAUAUUCACGCCUUAUCAGCCGUGGUUAUUGCCCAAGACAGAGAAAUUCUUUCCAUUGGCAGAGGAGAAUGGGUUUGUGGUGACAAAGGUGUUCGAGAAGGUUUUGGAUAACGUUUUGUUUGAGAAUGAUCCUGGGGACGAAACGCUCCGUCGCACCGUAUUUGGAUACGAGAUUCGGUGGGCUGAUGAACAUUUAUAA
This is a messenger RNA of Talaromyces marneffei, 786 nucleotides long. RefSeq lists its product as uncharacterized. The transcript is spliced from 3 exons. The record is from RefSeq and is a predicted model, not a curated record. Lineage: Eukaryota; Fungi; Ascomycota; Eurotiomycetes; Eurotiales; Trichocomaceae. Gene Ontology annotation, biological process: peptidyl-lysine dimethylation. Gene Ontology annotation, molecular function: protein-lysine N-methyltransferase activity. The coding region runs from base 1 to 786 and encodes 261 amino acids.